Argentina anserina (silverweed cinquefoil) is the source of this 2193-nucleotide messenger RNA. Its product is annotated as protein CPR-5. The coding region runs from base 29 to 1756 and encodes 575 amino acids. Gene Ontology annotation, biological process: defense response; leaf senescence; trichome morphogenesis. The transcript is spliced from 5 exons. The record is from RefSeq and is a predicted model, not a curated record. NCBI's taxonomy places the organism in Eukaryota, Viridiplantae, Streptophyta, Magnoliopsida, Rosales, Rosaceae.
UGCUGCUCUCUUAAGUUCCCACCUUUCUAUGGAUCCACCUCCUUCUCCUUCUUCUUCUCUUCAACCCCAAAUCCCCGCCGUCCAAUCCGCCACCGACCGUCAUGAAAGCUCAACUGCCGCCGUCGAAAAACCCAAGAAGAAUAAAGGGAAGAAGAAGAAGCUGUUCAAGGAGGGUGCUUCCGUCUCGUCGUCCUCCUCCUUCUCUGCUUCGACUUCAACUUUGGGGUUCUCCGUCAGAGGAGCCCCGCGCGUGGCGUGCAAGCGCCGAGGGCAGAAGGUGGUUGUCAAUGCGGCGCGGCGGAAUCCUACUUCCCACGAUGUAGGAUUUCGGUUGGGGAUGUCAAUGGCUUUGGUUGUUAACCAGAUUCUGGAAAGGAAUGGUGAGCGAGGCGGAGCGAUGUCCUCUGAUUAUCUUGCUAAGAUGUGUGCUUCAGCUGUCAGAAACUCUCUAGCAAAUGAUUUUGGGAACACGUUUGAUUGUUUGAUCGAGAACUUUCAACAAUCAUUUGGGAGCACCUUAAGAACUCAAAAGUCAAUCAAAGAAUCAUCCGAAGAUAGCACAGGAUAUAUCUCGAGCAAGCGAAAAAUGGAAGAAUAUAGUCCAUGUGUCACUCAUGACGAAGAAGAUGACUGUCUAAGAAGGGAAGAUUGUGGAAGCAGUUACAUUACAGAAGAUUUUCACUCAAGAGAGGUGACCUACACUAGUGCAGCUGAGGGCCGAUUAAAUUAUAGAGAGCAAUUGCAUCAGAUUAUGCUGCCAAACCCUGUUAACCUGGAAGUUGCCCUGCAUGGCCAAACCAAUCAAUUGACUGGUAUUCGCAGGAGAACAGUUGGAUCUGUGGCAGACCAAUCCAUGCUUGACACUUAUAAGCAUGCUAAUGAACUGAAGGAGCGGGAGCUUUGUCUGAAGGAAUGUGAGCUUGGUAUAUCAUUGAAGAAUUUGGAGUUGAAAGGCGAACGUGUAGCUCAAUGUUAUGAUUCAAAUAAUCUGGAGAGAUUAAAUAUAGCUUUGGGCAGAUCAAAGGCAUCCUUCAAAGCUGAAAAAUUUAAGACGCAAUUAGAAGACACAAGACACUCUGAGCUCCUUAGAAAGUGCAUCGACUGUCUAGUUGCUGGAAUAUUUGUUAUGGCUGCAGCCCUGUUCUAUGGUACUUAUGUGUAUUCAUACAGAAGAAUUAGGGAAGCCACUGCAUCCUGUACACCUUCAAAGGAUGAAAAGUCUUGGUGGAAUCCCGUGUCAUCUUUCAAUUCCAGGUUUCAAGUUCUAAGGUGUCAAGCUGUGGCAGUGAGUCGGAUGGUGUUUGGUUUGUUCAUGAUUUUAGUAAUUGCUUAUUUGAUCUUCCAGCGGUCAGCAGAUUCAAAACAGACAAUGCCAGUUACUUUUAUAAUCUUGAUGUUGGGAAUUGCAUGUGGUUGGGCCGGCAAGUUUUGUGUAGACACAUUGGGAGGGAGUGGAUAUCACUGGCUUAUAUAUUGGGAGACUCUAUGUAUCUUGCAUUUCUUCUGCAAUGUCUUUACUUCAGUUUUGUUCUAUAUCCUGCACGGACCUGUUGAUGUGUCUCCAGGGACAAAAGGAAAUUUACUAUUUCCGUACUGGAUACGCAGAUUGGUGUUCUACAGUGUUACAUUCCUGUUUCUGCCGCUGUUUUGUGGCCUUUUGCCUUUUGCGAGCCUUGGUGAAUGGAUGCACCAUAUUUUCCAAAAUUUGAAGCUCUUCUCAGACCCCUCUGAAACUGGCUUUCAUCCCGAGUUAUAAACACCGGAUACCAGAAGCAACAAGGGACAGAUUUGAUUGUCAGUAAUUUAAGGUAUUUCCUUCAAGCAUCAGUAAUUUGAGGGCCAUUAUGUGCUCUUAUCAUUUUGAAUCCGAUGAAGUUGGAGGGAUUUGCUCACAGGAGUUGGGUUUGGGUCCUUCAUUGUGUCUCUACAUAAUUUGAUGAAGUUGUAAAGAUCCUAAAUAUGUCUCAUGUCAAGCUGUGACUGUGGCCUAAAAUAGCAGCUUGCAUUGUAAUAUAUCUGUUGUAUCAGUAGCCAUUUCGUGUAAUAGUAAUUUAAAGGGGGCCACUUCCUGUUGCUAUCACUUUUAGUUUAGUGAAGUGAGUGUUGGAUGGCCCCGAGUGAAGAUAAGAGAUUUAUUUGUAAUUAUCAGAAAUGAUAAUGAUGUUUUGAUCGAUAAAGAACUAAAAUUAUCUC